AUGGCACAACAAGCUAGAGUUUUGAGCUCCAUUGGGGCGCGAUCGCUUUCCACGGAAGCCACUACCAUCAAGGAACUCCCCGGCGAUGAACCCAACGAUGUCGUUUUCGAAAGCAAAUACGGUCUUCGCACCGUCAUGCUGAACCGACCGAAGAAGCUCAACUCUCUCAACGGCUCCAUGAUUCGCAAGAUUGUACCCCGUCUGGUUGAGUGGGAAAAGAGCGACAUGGCCAAUAUUGUGGUGAUGAAGGGUGCCGGCGAAAAGGCUCUUUGUGCGGGUGGUGAUGUUGCCGCCCUGGCUGAGUAUAACCAGGAGGGCGGCGAUGGGUGGAAGAAGUCGGCUGAGUACUUUGGCCUCGAAUACAAACUGGACCACUACAUUGCUACGUAUCAGAAGCCGUAUAUUGCUUUUAUGGAUGGCAUCACCAUGGGCGGUGGUGUUGGUCUCAGCAUCCACGCCCCUUUCCGAAUCGCCACUGAAAAGACUGUCUUCGCCAUGCCCGAAACAACGAUUGGCUUUUUCCCCGAUGUUGGAGCAUCGUUUUUUCUGCCGCGGAUGAAUGGAGCUGUUGGAACCUACCUCGCCCUGACUAGCGAGCGUCUGACCGGUCCCAACGUGUUCUACUCUGGCAUCGCUACGCACUACCUUCACUCUACAAGCUUGCCCGAUCUUGAGGCUCGCUUAGCUGAGCUGAGAUUCAGGGAUGAUGAUCCUCUCCCGCAGAGACUCGCCAUUAUCAACCACACUCUUGAGGAGUUCUGCACUGGUUUGCCAUAUGACCAGCAAAUGCAGCUGGGCGGCGCGGUUCGCCAGGCAGUUGAUCGAUGCUUCAGCAAGAACAAUGUAGCCGACAUUAUUACUGCCCUGAAGGCAGAGAAGGGGGAGACAGAGGAGUGGGCCCAGAAGCAAUUGACUACGCUAAACAAGCGAUCGCCGACAGCAGUGCAUGUGACUUUGAGGCAGAUGCGAGUUGGCGGCAAAUGGGACAUUGCUGAGACGUUCAACAAGGAGCAUCAGAUUGCUAGCAAGUUUAUGCAACACCACGACUUCACCGAGGGUGUGACGGCGUUGUUGGUUCGCAAGGAGAAGCCCAAGUGGAAGCCUGAGUCGUUAGAAGCCAUCCCUGCCAGCGAGAACGUCUCGCAGCCCUUCUUUGACUUUGACAAGGAGCACUCCCUGGAGCUAUUUUCUGAUCGAACCUACUCCGAGUACCCCUACCAGGGCCUUGGUAUACCCACAGAGAAGGAAAUCAAGGCUGCCGUCAGUGGUAACAGCUACACUCCACAGGAACUGACCAAGAUUAUUGUUGCGUCACGGAACGGACGUCAGGGUAUAGCGGACAUUGUCAACGAAAUUAUCAACCGCAAAACUACGGUUGAUGCCCAGGGCAAGGUGAAGUGGGUAAAUGAGGAUGCAUCGGCAAGCAGCCGAUUGUAG
This is a messenger RNA of Pochonia chlamydosporia 170, 1437 nucleotides long. Its product is annotated as 3-hydroxyisobutyryl-CoA hydrolase. Bases 1 to 1437 code for a protein of 478 amino acids. Gene Ontology annotation, molecular function: 3-hydroxyisobutyryl-CoA hydrolase activity. The record is from RefSeq and is a predicted model, not a curated record. Lineage: Eukaryota; Fungi; Ascomycota; Sordariomycetes; Hypocreales; Clavicipitaceae. Gene Ontology annotation, biological process: L-valine catabolic process. Gene Ontology annotation, cellular component: mitochondrion. The transcript has 2 exons.